Molecule: messenger RNA, 1056 nt
Organism: Acaulospora colombiana
Lineage: Eukaryota; Fungi; Glomeromycota; Glomeromycetes; Diversisporales; Acaulosporaceae
Source: the annotation of a GenBank genome assembly
AUGCCUAGCGACACGCGCCCCACACAAUUUGGAACACAGGCCGACCAUAUUGACCCCGAAUUGUUACGCCAAUUAAAUGCCAAAAGAGAUGUUCUCGUAAACGCGUACGAACAAAUUGCACAGGCACUCAGAGUUGCGGCCAAAGCAUGCGACGAAUUCCAGGCGCUUAUUCCAAGGGACGUAGGAAUUGUCCCCAGUGAGACUCACACUUCUAUUGGACAUCAGCCGAGGAAAUUUAAGAAACCUCAAGUUAAGGAUCCGAACGCACCAAAAAGGCCAAACACGGCAUAUAUCCUUUUUAGUAACGAAAUUCGUGCGGAGACCAAGGCAGAUAAUCCCCACGCCAACCAAAAAGAAAUUGUCACUCUCAUCGGUCAGAAAUGGAAAGCUUUAUCUCGUGAACAGAAGAAGGUUUACGAAGACCGAUAUUUUGCUGACAAAGAACGAUACGACGAAGAACUCCGUGCAUACCGUGCGGCACAUGGUCACGUGGAUUCACCGCCGGAAACUUCAUCGAAUGAAGACAACGGGGAUCACAAUGCUUCGUCAUCAAAACAAGUCACCUCUUCUAAUGCCUAUUCAUCUCAGAUCCCUAUUGUAUCCACGUCAGGGAAUCAGAUUAUGACGGGUAGUAUUUCAGUACCUCCGACGGAGGCGGAGACCACUGCUUUGAUGGAGACUAUUGCGGGUGCCUUUCUAACAGAUGCCGAUCAAAACGUGUUUAUGGAAUCGACAGAGGCUAUUCAAGCUAGCACACCGACACCAUCCUUUCCCGAGAGUUCGAAGAAACGUUCUCCUAAUUUGGAGUCGGAGGACGUUUCGAAGCAAAACGAGUCAGUGCCGACGGCGAAAAGAACCCGAGCUUCGUCAAAAAAAGCAACAGAGUCUGAGGAUGUUUUCAAUCCUCCGGAUGAUUCCGGUGCUACCGGCGAACCCGAGGAAGUCACAAGCACACCGAAGAGGACGAGAACAAAGCGAGGAGCCUCUAACGGAGCAACAGCAACUCAAACUAAAGCUGUCACUUCCACCCGUACCAGACGCGGCGGCAAAGUUUAA